AUGGGCCAACUCCCCGCCUCGCGUACCGAACUAGAGUUUCCCUUUCUUCAUUGCAACGUCGACUACGCCGGGCCAGUGUUGAUAGCAGACCGUAAGGGCAGAGGUUGUAAACUUAUUAAAUCUUUUUUGGCAAUCUUUAUUUGCAGUUCGGUAAAGGCCUGUCAUAUUGAGCUCGUUACGGCACUAUCCAGCGAAGCAUAUAUUGCCGCUUUAAAUCGCUUUGUGUCCCGUCGCGGAAAGCCCAAGAGCAUCACGUCAGAUAACGGUUCGAAUUUUAUCGGUGCAAGCAACGAGCUGGCUCAAUUUCUUCUUCAAUCGGAACUUGAAGGUCAAAUGGCUCAAGAAGGCAUCGAAUUUAAAUUUAUUCCCGCUUAUACCCCUCACUUUAAUGGCUUAGCUGAAGCAGCAGUACGCUCUACAAAACACCAUCUUAAGCGUUUAUUACAAAACACUCAUUUAACUUAUGAGGAAAUGGCUACAUGCCUCACUCAAAUAGAGGCUGUUUUGAAUUCUCGGCCCCUCACCCCUAUUUCCACUGAUCCCUCAGAUUUCUCCGCAUUGACUCCUGUCAACUUUUUGAUUGGACGCUCACUAAUUGCUAUCCCUCAACCACAGAUAGGUGAUGCGAAUAUAACCCGCCUUGAUCGAUUCAAGAGAAUCGAGCUUAUAAAGCAGCACUUUUGGAGCCGAUUUUCACUAGAGUAUGUCAAUCUGCUCCAGCAAAAGGUAAAAUGGCGGUCGUCGACCAAGGAGCUGAAAUUGGGAUCUCUUGUUCUUGUCAAGGAAAGAGCUCUCCCACCAUUGAUGUGGUCCUUAGGACGAGUCAAGCAGCUCUAUCCUGGCAGCGACGGCGUUUCCAGAGUCGCCGAGUUGAAGACAAGGAGAGGCACAAUUCGAAGAGCCUUUAAUAACAUCUGUCCCCUUCCAGAUUUUUGA
Messenger RNA from Parnassius mnemosyne (clouded apollo), 936 nucleotides. NCBI's taxonomy places the organism in Eukaryota, Metazoa, Arthropoda, Insecta, Lepidoptera, Papilionidae. The record is from the annotation of a GenBank genome assembly.